UGGAGGAGGACAACAAAGCUGGCUCUCGGUAUCUAACACCCCAAACACGCAGUCUCAGCUUGUGAUCCGAUUAUUGCUUACUGCACAAAGCGGAGGAAACAGGAGGUCCCAGGUGACAGACUCCUGGGCUUUCAGACUCAGAGGCCAGCAGGACUCCAGCCGCUGACCUGACUCCUCCUCAGGCGCCUCCACCCCCCUCUCCAGGAUUUUGUUUUACCUAACUCAACUCAUUGCUGUGCAGCAAACCCAAGAAUCACAGCCUCCAGACUUUGCACAGGUAACUGGGUUGGGGAUGCAGGGCCGAGCUUAGGCCCUGCACCACCCAUGGCAUCCACAGGAGUACUGACCCGGGUCCUAGGAGGAGAUGCAACCUUAACUGCAUCCCCAAUCCUAGCUGGUCACUGGCCCUGCCUCCAUUUCAGCUCGGGCAGCCUCAGCGUUGGUCCAAGGAUGUCAAUGAAGUAUAAAAACCUCCGGUCCUUUGAGAGUGAGGAGAGAAGCCAGGGGAUUAACAAUGGACCGUGUCCUCCCCAAGCCCUCCUCAAGCGUCUCUGCUUUGGACCCUGCCUCCUCCUGCUCUUCCUGGGCUUCAGCCUCUUCCUGCUGGUGGAUAUCUGGAUAAUUGGAUCCAAAGGUGCCAAUAUGCGGAGGGACCUGGAGACCCUGAGAGCAACUUUCAGCAACUUCACUUCCAACACGGAGGCUCAGGUCCAGGCACUGCACUCCCAGGGUGGCAGUUUGCAAGCAACAAUAACAUCUCUGAAAGCUGUGGUGGAAAACCAGGAGCAGGAACUGCAGGCAGCCCGCAGCUUGAAUGACAAGGUGUUUUCUCUGGAGAGCAAGCUGGAGAAGGAGCAGAAGGAACUCCAAGCAGGUUAUUCUGAAAUGCUCCUGAGAGUCCAGCAGCUGGUCAAAGACCUGCACACCCUGCACUGUCAGGUGGCUGCGCUCCAGAGCAAUGACUCCCAAGAUGCCUGCUGCCCCGUUGCCUGGCUGGAGCAUGACGGCAGCUGCUACUGGUUUUCCCGCGCUCGAUCGACCUGGUCAGAGGCUGAGAAGUCCUGCCAGCUGCAGAACGCCCACCUGGUGGUCAUCAACUCCAGAGAGGAGCAGAACUUCAUCGCACAGCACUCGGCCCCAUUUCACACCUGGAUAGGUCUCGUUGAGGGUGGCGGCUCCUGGAAGUGGGUGGACGGCACAGACUAUCGGAACAGCUACAAGAACUGGGGUGCCGGGCAGCCCAACAACUGGAAGGGGAACGAAGAUGACGCGGAUGAAGACUGCGCCGAGGUCCGGGAGGACGGGCGCUGGAACGACGAUGACUGCCAGCGGGUGCAGCAGUGGGCCUGCGAGCUGAAGCUGAAAAUCCCCGGCCAGGAGCCCUAACCCCAGCAGUCUCCACCCGCACCCCUCCCCUCCCCAGCUCCCAGCUUCUCUGUGGGGAUUUGGAAUGAAGGAAGAAGAGUUGGGAGGCGUUGAGGGAAGACAGAACAAAGGGGUUUAAGAAUCUCAGACCCCGGGGGGCACAGAUCCCGCCUCCUUCUGCCGCUCACUGGGAGGGUUGUCACCUCCGGCCUCCUCGGUGGAGCAGGAAAAGAGAAACCAAUGCUGACACUC
Messenger RNA from Pipistrellus kuhlii (Kuhl's pipistrelle), 1617 nucleotides. RefSeq names its product C-type lectin domain family 10 member A. Gene Ontology annotation, molecular function: signaling receptor activity. Lineage: Eukaryota; Metazoa; Chordata; Mammalia; Chiroptera; Vespertilionidae. The record is from RefSeq and is a predicted model, not a curated record. The transcript is spliced from 11 exons. Bases 325 to 1386 code for a protein of 353 amino acids.